This is a messenger RNA of Eublepharis macularius, 591 nucleotides long. It is a transcript of the gene NRSN1, whose product is annotated as neurensin 1. The transcript has 2 exons. Gene Ontology annotation, cellular component: transport vesicle; neuronal cell body; neuron projection. The coding region runs from base 1 to 591 and encodes 196 amino acids. The record is from RefSeq and is a predicted model, not a curated record. Gene Ontology annotation, biological process: nervous system development. Lineage: Eukaryota; Metazoa; Chordata; Lepidosauria; Squamata; Eublepharidae.
AUGAGUGCUUAUGCUGACAUCUGUGCAUCCAACCAGGCACAGCAAGGUACCACAGAGAAUAACCAUCAGCGCUAUGGAGUUCGCUCUUACCUGCAUCAGUUUUAUGAGGACUGCACAGCAUCCAUUUGGGAGUAUGAGGAUGAUUUUCAGAUUCAGAGAUCGCCCAGCAGGUGGAGCUCUGCAUUCUGGAAGGUCGGACUCAUCUCAGGGACAGUGUUUAUGCUGAUAGGGAUCAUUGUUCUUAUAGUAGGUUUUUUGGUGCCCCCCAAAAUUGAAGCCCUGGGUGUCAAAGAUUUUGUGGUGGUAGAUACACAUGCUAUUCAGUUUAACAGAGCCCUUGAUGUAUGUAAGUUGGCAGGAGCAAUUUUGUUUUGCAUUGGAGGGACCACAAUGGCAGCCUGCCUGCUAAUGUCUGCAUUUGCCAAAAGCUACUCCAAAGAAGAAAAGUACCUACAGCAGAAAUUUAAAGAGAGAAUAGCGGACAUGAAAGCCCACACACACCCAAUCACAAAAGCCCCAGCACCUGGAGAAUCCAAAAUACCCGUUACUUUGUCCAAAAUUCAGAAUGUCCAGCCAUUAUCUGAAACCUGA